AUGUCUGAAGAAGGUAAGAAACCUCACAAAUGCAGACAUCUUGGUUGUGAUAAAACAUACGUUUCUUUGAGAUAUCUUCGUGCCCAUGAAGCAAAAGAGCAUUUAAACUGUCCUCCUGAGUGUAAAUUAUGUGAAGAACAUCGAAGUAGAAGAAGGACAAGAAAGAAUCAUGAAGAAGAAGAUAUUCCAAUUUUAAUAGAAUUACCAAGUAGUUUAUGCAUUAGACUAAUGGAUGAAAAUGAUAAAAUUACAAAUAGUAGUAAUUUAAUUCCAUUACCAAGAACUCCAAGUGCAAGAAAAGUUAUACAAGACUUCCUUAAAACUGCAGAAGAUGAUGAAGUAAAAGAAUUAGCAGUAUCUUUUUAUACAUUAUUUUGUCAUACAGUUGGACCAUUUUUAUUAUAUGAAAUAGAAAAGAAACAAUACGCACAAGUUUUGGAAAAAGUUAAUUCUAUUGAUGAAGUUGGUGAUUAUUAUGGAGCUGAACAUUUAUUAAGACUAGUUGCUAAAUUACCUCAAAUUUGUUAUGAAAUACAUUUUGAUAAAAUGGAUGAGUUAAAAGUCUUUUUAGAACAAUUGGCUCAUUUCAUGGAAGAGAAUGCUUCAAUACUCUUUAUUGAUAAAUAUUUCAGAAUCAACCCCAAUCAAAAAACAAUCGAAUAA
Entamoeba histolytica HM-1:IMSS is the source of this 663-nucleotide messenger RNA. RefSeq lists its product as uncharacterized. Lineage: Eukaryota; Evosea; Mastigamoebida; Endamoebidae. The record is from RefSeq and is a predicted model, not a curated record. Gene Ontology annotation, biological process: regulation of DNA-templated transcription; chromatin organization. Gene Ontology annotation, cellular component: NuA4 histone acetyltransferase complex; nucleus. The coding region runs from base 1 to 663 and encodes 220 amino acids. The transcript is spliced from 4 exons.